AUGAUUAAGAGUGGAGAACUUAUGAAAUAUCCUUUGGCCAUCGUCAAGCAGCUGCUGGAUGACUUUGGUCGCGAGCUCGCAAUAGGAUAUGAUAUAAUGUGCGCAUUUUACACCACCAUGCUGCGCAGUCAGAAGCUUGGUACAAAGGUAGCUUCAUAUGUCGUUUGUGGUGUUGUUCCCGCCUUUCACAGCCAUGCCCACAAUCGCAAAUGUCAAACCUGUUGGCAUCCGCAAUAUAUUCCCGGGGUUGGGCUGACAGAUUUUGAGGACUGCGAGCGAAUGUUCUCACUCUCUAACAAUCUUGCCUCCACCACAUGUUUGGCAAACUCCUUUCAUCGCCGUCAGGCUAUUAUUGAACACUUCUACUUCCAAGACGAGGAUAAGCAUACAGCUUCAGGGAACUUGAUAUAUGAGAACUACUGUCAGGCUUUGAAACGUAUUGAACAAGAUGGUCCUGAAUUUGAGAAGAAAGCUCAGGAACUCGAUCUUUCUCCCAGUGAUUGCGAGAGGCUCUUGGACAUGGAACAGAAACAUCUCAAGGAGGCGGUAGAGGAGAAACCUGAGGUGACGCUAAUGGGCGAAGAAUACCACUCAAGAGUCAACCUAAUAUCAGAGCUACGGGAGUAG
Marasmius oreades (fairy-ring Marasmius) is the source of this 627-nucleotide messenger RNA. RefSeq lists its product as uncharacterized. Lineage: Eukaryota; Fungi; Basidiomycota; Agaricomycetes; Agaricales; Marasmiaceae. The transcript has 3 exons. The coding region runs from base 1 to 627 and encodes 208 amino acids. The record is from RefSeq and is a predicted model, not a curated record.